Molecule: messenger RNA, 1320 nt
Organism: Coffea arabica (coffee)
Lineage: Eukaryota; Viridiplantae; Streptophyta; Magnoliopsida; Gentianales; Rubiaceae
Source: RefSeq, a predicted model, not a curated record
AUGAGCAUCCCGUCGGCCUCUGUAUUAGUCAAAGACGUCGUUAAUUUACUGCACGAGAAAGGAGAAAAAUACUCGGGGAAAGCAGCAAGCGAUGAAAUAAACGGGCUUGUUUCAGAACUAUCUUUGCUCCAGAAAAUAGUGGAAGAAAUUGACAAGGAACAACGAAUUCAUGAUUGGUUGACAGAAGUAGAGAAAACCUGUUAUGAUGUGGAAAAUAUAAUGGUUGAAACCCAAAACAAGAAUGCUGACUUUCUUUUUCUCGGAACCAUCAAAAGGUGGUUUUUCUCUGAUGUAGAUGAUGAUUUUCCGAGGCAAAUUUCCCUACUCAGAAAAAGGAUCAGACACCUGCUGGAAGUCGGGGAGCUUUUGUCACAGGACCAGCAAAACAACAGGCCUCCCCUACCUUCUGGUUUACUCCAGAAAAAGGAUUCUGUUGCUGUUGGAUUAUUCAAUGAGUUGGACUUCCUUUUGAAUCGGAUUCUUGAAUCGAAAUCGGAUUCUUUUUCCCCCAACAUAAUUUCUGUGGUGGGCAUUGGCGGCUUGGGGAAGACAACCCUUGUGAGUUCGGCACAGCGCGACUUUGACCAAUUGUGGGGAGCUUUAGGUUCCAUUAUUGAGCAACUUGUACCGGCCGCCAACGAGAUGUUGAGAAACUGUUCUAUUAUGGGCAUCACCGUCAACAUUCGCAGCCUACUGGCUUCUGCAAAAUGCUUAGUGGUUAUUCAUGAUUUGUGGUCACUGGAUUACCUAGACUGGCUAAGCAGUUGUUUAGGAAUUAGGGAAACAACUAGUAAAUUAGUAGCCACCACUCGGUUUCAGGAAUUAGCAACAUCUAAUCCAUCGAUUGAACUUUUCAAGUUGAGGCACCUAACUGAAGAGGAAAGUUUGGAGCUCCUUGUUCACAGAGUAUGCGUGAAUAUCCCUGAAGUCAAAGACGUCGUUAAUUUACUACACGAGAAAGGAGAAAAAUACUCGGGGAAAGCAGCAAGUGAUGAAAUAAAUGGGCUUGUUUCAGAACUAUCUUUGCUCCAGAAAUUAGUGGAAGAAAUUGACAAGGAACAACGAAUUCAUGAUUGGUUGACAGAAGUAGAGAAAACCUGUUAUGAUGUGGAAGAUAUAGUGGUUGAAAACCAAAACAAGAUUGCUGACUUUCUUUCUCUCAGAACCAUCAAAAGGUGGUUUUUCUCUGACGUAGAUGAUGAUUUUCCGGGGCAAAUUUCCCUGCUUAGAAAAAGGAUCAGACACCUGCUGGGAGUCGGGAAGCUUUUGUCACAGGGCCAGCAAAACAACAGGCCUCCCCUGCCUUUUGGUUCACUCUAG